CAUGCUCCCUGUAAUCUUAGUUGACUGGUUGCAGAUCGACGUGACGUACAAUGUUCCUGACCCAGUAGCGAAGCCAGCAUUCCAGCUCUCAGUCAACUUAAAGGAGCCAGAGCGUGACCAGCACCAGCACCAUGCCAGGCCAGUGUCCAGGAACGAGAACCGCUCUGCACGAUCCCAGAGAAAGCGUGCACUGGACCAUGAUGAUGAUCCAGCCUCGCACCAAGAUCACCAGGAGUAUAAGGUCACGGUGGAGGCAUGUGCCAGAUGGUUGCAUUCUGGAUCUUCAAACAUGGCAGUCCUUGAGGUCGCUCUGCUGUCUGGGUUCCGAGCAGAUAUUGAGAGUCUUGAACAGCUGCUCCUGGGUAAACAAAUUGAACUAAAACGAUAUGAAGUGGAUGGAAGGAAAGUUCUGUUUUAUUUUGAUGAGAUCCCGAGCCAGUGUAUGACCUGUGUCAUGUUCGAUGCGUACCGGGAGUAUAUCAUUGGGAAGACCGCUCCAGUCCCAGUCAAGGUGUAUGACUACUAUGAGCCAGCAUUCGAAGCAACCCGUUUUUACAACGUGAGUGAAACCAGUCCUCUGGCUCGUGAGCUGUGUGAUGGGACAACCUGUAAUGAAGUUGAAAGCUCAGCCAAUCAGUGGAUAAGGUUUGUCCAGUCUGCGACCUGUAAGAAUGUGUAUGACUGUCUGGAAGAGGAACACUAUGAGCUGUGCACAUGUUACCGUGACUGUGGUUUCGAUGGAAGCCCUGUUUGUGGCUCUGAUGGGAUUCUUUAUCAGAACCAGUGUCAGAUGGAGGCGGCAGCAUGUCGAAACAAUACCAGAAUUGAACGGGUUACAGUGUCACAGUGCAGCCCCACGGAGAGCGUCCCUCCAGAGACAGAGGCUGUGGUGUCACCGAUGACAUUGGACUUGAGAGAACAGAGACAGCCAGCCACUGUCACCGUACCACAAGCAGAACUUUCCUAUUAUUCCUACGGAAUGAGUUACGAGUAUGAUCCAGAGUUUGAGUUCGAUGUGGACGAAGAGUCGGAAAUGAAUGAAGAUCAGACAGAGCGACCAAGUCAGGGAGAAGAGGGAGAACAGACAAAACCUUCAGUGAAAAGUGAAUGAUUCCCAAUGUCAGGCCCAGGAUGAGGAGCAAUGGGAGAAGGUGGAUAUGUGUUUAUUUGUUACAAAGGAGUGAGCACUGCUGCUGAGGACAACAUGAUAUUAUCUGCACCCAACUAUUAAAUAGACUAGACAUAUUUAUCCUUUAGUAUUGUUUAAACUGAGCAGGCGCAUUAGUGGAAUCUGGUAUUUAUAUUUUGUAAUUAUGUGUUCUAAUCUUCACUCUGUGAUAUUUAUAUUUCUGUUUUAGUUAAAGCCCCUCUUUCUUGUUGUGGCUGUUUCUCCUAGAGCUGGAUCAAAGGUCGACUUCCUAAUGUGUAUUAUUUAAUUUUUUAAUUAUUUACAAUCUCUCUUUCCCAAUGGAGGAUGAUUGUGCUGGAGAGUGGAGCAGUGAACUGCCUGUAGCUUUUGAACAGAUGUCGCAAGAGCAAAGUUCCAGCCUUCCCAUCAGGUCUCUCUCCUCCACCCCCCCCCCCCCCCCCACCACCACACACUUCCCAGUUUGAGAUUAAAAGGCAGCUGGAUGGUGUUUUGCUCCCUUCUUGUCCCCCACUCCCCAGGCCCUCUGUUAAAGGAAUUAAUCCCCUGCUCCAAAGUCUUCUGUUUUGCUGCUGGAAGUUGCAUCUGGGCUCACAAUGGGACUGUGUCUGCUGGGGUGAUGGUCUCCAGGGUUGAUCAGCUGCCUUUGUCUGGGCUGACGUACACGGUGUGCAAUGGAAGGAACAUGAGGUUAGGGUUGUGUGGAGCUGAGGACAUCAUAUUUUCCAAUAAUAAAGGUGACAAUCUUCCCAAAAACACAUUGGCUCUUUGUUUAACUUUGUGUUUAUACCAAUUCACUUUUCACCUGCAUCCAACACAUUGACUUACUGACAGACAACACUAGAGGGGGUCAUAGCAUCAAGAGAAUACCAUUCAGCCCAUCAAAGCUGCUUGACCAUUCAGUUAGAUGGUGCAGUUGAGCUGUAAAUCCUGCACGCUUGCGCUCCCUACAGUUAACCUUUUGUAAUCACCCACACUGCCACCUGGUGGUACUGACAACACCAUCAACACGAACUUCCCAUCCUGCAGCUUCUCUCCUGAGCUGCCGUUUUGGAUAGGGCAGCCCAGUUGAUCCCACUCCCCUCCUCUUUCCCUAUUGC
Messenger RNA from Chiloscyllium plagiosum (whitespotted bambooshark), 2247 nucleotides. The record is from RefSeq and is a predicted model, not a curated record. Lineage: Eukaryota; Metazoa; Chordata; Chondrichthyes; Orectolobiformes; Hemiscylliidae.